AUGACGUCACACCUUCCCUUCGGAAGGCUCCCUUCCGAAGCUUGGAAGGACCCCUCGCGACAUGCUAUGACGUCACACCUUCCCUUCGGAAGGCACGAUGACGUCACACCUUCCCUUCGGAAGGCUCCCUUCCGAAGCUUGGAAGGAGACCUCACGAUGACGUCACACCUUCCCUUCGAAGGCAUGAUGACGUCACACCUUCCCUUCGAAAGGCUCCCUUCCAAAGCUUGGAAGGAGACCUCAUGA
This is a messenger RNA of Prunus armeniaca (apricot), 246 nucleotides long. The record is from the annotation of a GenBank genome assembly. NCBI's taxonomy places the organism in Eukaryota, Viridiplantae, Streptophyta, Magnoliopsida, Rosales, Rosaceae.